UGAAGGAAAACAAACAUGGCCUCAGCUGUGGUUCAGUGAAGUGAAUAGUCAUGAAGCUUUAUUUAAUUAGUCUUUUUGGUGUCUACUGCCAUGUUUUCUAAUCCAUCAGCCGCUUCAGACUUCCUCAACUAUGAUUUUGAUAAGGAAGAGAAUGCUGCUAAGUGGAAAGGUGUAUUUUUGAACCCCCUGAGAAAGGUGUUAGAGCAGGUGCAUCCCUCCCUCACAGCUCGUGAGGAUGCGCUUGAGUAUGUCGAAAGUCUUAUUUUGCGGCUUCUUUGCACGCUGUGCGAGAAGCCCUCUCCUCACUCGGUCGUGGACGUAGAAACCAGGGUGAGACAGACUUUUCCAACCCCUAUUGACAAAUGGGCCCUGAACGAAGCCAAAGAGGCCCUGGAGAAGGGGAAGAAGAAAUCUCCUCAACUCGUGCUUCCAGUCGACAAAAUUCAUCACAUGCUACAAAAGGAGGUACUGAUGUACAAAAUAGAAUCCCAAGUCACACUUUACAUAGUAGCUGUUUUGGAAUACAUCGCUGCUGAUAUUCUCAAGUUGGCUGGUAACUAUGUAAAAAACAUCCGCCAUGUUGAAAUCAGCUGUCAAGACAUUCGAGUUGCCAUGUGUGCAGAUAAGGUAUUAAUGGAUAUGUUUCAUCAGGAUGACAAUAGCCCAGCCCUUCUAACUUCAGAAAGUUAUGAAACGCCAAGAUCAUCAACAUAUGAAGAAACGGUUAGAGAUUUAAUUCAAGAUGAGAAACAACAUCUAAGAGACUUACAUAUGAUCAUCAAAGUAUUCUGUGAAGAAAUCAACAAGCUCAUUCAACCUGGUGAAAACAAAGAAUUAGAUGCCAUGUUCGCAAACAUUAUGGACAUUUAUGAGUUAACUGUAAAUUUAUUGGGCCUGCUAGAAGACAUCGUCGAAAUCAGUGAAGAAAAACAGGUUCCUGCGAUUGGAAGUUGUUUCGAAGAACUCGCUGAGGCUGCUGAGUUCGAUGUCUAUAGCCGAUAUGCCAAGGAUUUAGUCGUUUUCCGAAACCAAGAAGUGCUCCUAAAAUUAAUCAAUAAGCCUGAGAUCUCACAUGCGCUGCAGUCAGCAGGUCAUGGUUUUCGCGAAGCAGUCAGAUAUUAUUUUCCAAAACUUCUACUUUUCCCUAUUUGGCACUGCUUCUUGUAUUUUGACUACAUCAAAACACUACAUAAGCUUACGCCUUUGAAUGAUGAUCGAGAAAGCUUAGAACAAGCUGAGGGGAUUCUGAAGCCUCUUCAAAUGGAGCUUCAAAAUAUUUCAACCAGUCUACCAAAAAGUGGGAGGGAAACCAGUAUUAGAAUGCACGGAAGGGUCCGACGGCAAACAGCAAUAGAAAAAACUAACGAAAUGCAGAAGAUGGUGUAUGGAUGGGAGACAAAUAAUGUAGGACAAUGUUGCAAUGAAUUUAUUAGAGAGGAUAUUCUAGGCAAACUUGGCUUUGGAGGUAGAAGACUGACCGAGAGAAAAGCUUACUUAUUUGACGGCCUGCUAGUCCUGUGCAAGCCAAACAACAAGCGGACCUCCGUCUCGGUGACAGCACCUCUGGGGGGUAGCAAUCAAGGCGAAUACAAGUUGAAGGAAAAGUUUUAUGUUAGGAAAAUAGAAAUUGUUGAUAGAGAAGAUUCUGAUGAAUUAAAAAAUGCAUUUGAUAUUGCUCCAAGAGCUCAACCAAAUGUGACCUUAGUUGCCAAGACCCUGGAAGACAAAAAUAAUUGGAUGGCAGACUUAAUUAUGCUUAAUACUAAAAGUAUGCUGGAACGUACACUUGAUAGUAUUCUGCUUGACGAAGAGAAGAAGCAUCCUCUGCGGUUACCCCCUGCAGAUUUGUACAGGUUUUCACAGCCGGACUCACCGGAUAAUAUUGUUCUUGAUGAGAAAGAGAAUGCAGGUGUUCCUCUAAUCAAGGGUGCUACUCUAAUAAAAUUAAUCGAAAGAUUAACCUAUCAUAUUUAUGCAGAUCCCAAGUUAGUUCGGACAUUCCUCACAACGUAUCGAUGUUUUUGCUCACCCCAAGAGCUCCUCACACUGUUGAUUGAACGGUUUAACAUUCCAGAACCUCCUCUAGAAGCUGAAGACGCGCAUGACUCAGAAAAACUGUUGAAAAACAUUCAGCGAGAGGAUCUCAAAAGAUUUCGCAAAGAAUAUUGCCAACCAAUACAGUUCCGAGUGCUCAACGUACUGAGGCAUUGGGUCGAUCAACACUUUUACGAUUUCGAAAGUGACGCGGAACUAUUGGCAAAGUUGCACGCAUUCCUUGAAACCGUGACGGGGAAGUCAAUGAGGAAGUGGGUGGAUUCUGUUCUGAAGAUAGUUCUGCGGAAGUGUGACCCGAAUGAAAUCCAGCGUGAAAUCACAUUUGCGUUCGACAAGUCACCUCCUCCUGUCGAGUGGCAUAUCAAAUGUCCCGAGGAAGAAUGGGAUAUUCUCACGCUUCAUCCGAUAGAAAUCGCUCGGCAACUAACACUGCUUGAGUUCGAUUUGUACAGGGCUGUGAAACCUUCAGAACUAGUCGGUAGUGUGUGGACCAAGCCGGACAAGGAAGUCAAAUCACCAAAUCUUUUAAAAUUGAUCAAACACACGACAAAUUUCACGAGGUGGUUAGAGAAGAAUAUCGUCGACACAGGGAACAACGAAGAGAGGGUUGCCGUAGUCAGUCGAAUUAUUGAAAUAAUGAUGGUUCUUCAAGAUCUCAAUAAUUUUAAUGGUGUUUUAGCUGUUAUCGCCGCUAUGGAUUCAGCUUCAGUUUUUAGGCUUAAAUUUACGUUCCAAUCAAUAGCCGCUAGGCUAGAUAAAGCUCUGGAAGAGGCUCGCGAUUUGGAUAAGAAUCACUUCCGGAAGUAUCAAGAAAAACUUCGCUCAAUUAACCCUCCUUGUGUUCCGUUUUUCGGUAUGUAUCUGACGAACAUCCUCCACAUCGAAGAGGGAAACGCAAGCUAUCUACCGAAUAAUCCAGAACUGAUCAACUUCAGCAAACGGAGGAAAGUUGCUGAAAUAACGGCCGAGAUCCAACAGUACCAGAAUCAGCCGUAUUGUCUGAGCGUCGAACCCAACAUAAAGCGUUACCUUGAAAACCUGAACCCGUUCGAUGACCAAUCAGAUGCUGAUAUUCGAGACUACCUGUAUCACAAGUCUCUGGAGAUUGAACCCCGCAAUCUCACACGACAGGAGUUCAAGGACAAAGGAGACAAAGCUCCCAGGCGUUGGCCGGAUCUGAAUCUGAAGUCACCAGGCAUCAAACCGAAAAAUCUGCCCGGAAGAAGUCAUCCGCCGAUACCGCUACCUUCGUUGACGCCGCAUCUGGUGUCAGGACCUCGCUCUGCGGGUGAAGGAGAGGAAACACCACGCACGCCUCUCACAACUCCGCCACCAGUUUCCUCGAUCCACAGUGCUGCCCAGUCUUCAUCCAACUUUAGUGUUUUUGCUUCCAUUCUCUUAGGCUCUUCAUCAUCAAAUUUAAGCUCAGGUCAACAGAGUCCAGGUGUGUCAUCAAACAACGGGAGCACCGGUCAGUUCUCGCCUUCGUCAGGGUCCGUGUCUCCAGGGGUGGCGCCACCGACGUUGCCUCCCUCUCUUCCACCGGCGACGACUCCUCCCCCAUUCUUGCCCCCUCCCCUACCUCCUCGCAGACGAAGAGAAUCCUCCAUAAGUGAAAUUAGUCAGACAGGAGUACCGAGCUUGCCUCCUCGAGAUACGUCACCCCCGCCACUACCUCCCAGGAGGGAUAUCAGUGCUGCCACGUUACCACGACCAACCCCAAUGCAUUCUCGUCGGAAUUCAACUGACGUUCCCCUGUCAGGAAGGAGGAGCACGGCUCCCCUUCCUUCGCCUAGUCACCUUUCAACUGGUUCUCUUAGUAGAUCUCUUACUUCAAAUACAGGUGCCAGUCACCGUUCUAGUUCAGUAUCUGAUCAAGUUAGUUUUAUGUCUAAUGGGCCUCAUGACCCGGUCCGGUUUAACACGUUACCUUCAAAUCAUUCCACUGAUAUUCCUGGAGACCCUCUAUCAACGAGACUGCUGGGUCGGCCGGAGGCCACACCCUGUUUACCGCCUAGGUCGUUCUCCAUGUCACGGACCAGUGCGCCCGUAUUCCAGUUCAACGCACCCGGAAGUGGAGGAGCUGCCUCGUAAUAUUUAUCAGUCUUCAUUCCUAAAGAGGUGAUCCUAAUCGUAAGCCAUUCAUCGCAGUCCUGCAAGCUGUAUCAUCGAUUUUAUGUAGGAUUCGUCUUUUCGUUCCCAUCGCUCGAUCGACCACUUUUAUAAAUGUGCUUAUUUUAUUGUUUUCAAUUUUUUACGGUUUUUAAUCAAAAUGUGGAAGCGGGAAGGAAAGGAUUCGAAACGAACGAAAAUGUUUCAAGGAGUUUCUCGAAUUUUAACCUCUCUAGAUUUCAGACGACUGAAAAAUUCUGAACGAAUUUUUGAAAUGGAGAGGGGAGUUAUUUCAAUUCUUUGUUUGUGCCAUUACAUUUUAACAGAUGUAGCAAUGAUGUUGCAUCAAAACUUUUCUUUGAUACAGAAAACAGUUAGCUUACCUCUGUUCUUAAUUUUUCUUAUUUGUGGCACUCUGUUUGUAAGACAGGCACUCUGUCUGUUUGGCAUACAGGCUUGAGCAAGACUUGGAGUCUGAUAGAGGUAAAUUGUUGAGGAGCUCCUUAUUUUUGCGUUUUUUGUUAAUUAGUCCUAAUAGGAAGACUUUAGAAAGCAUAUUUUUGCCAGUGCUGUCAAAAAAUAGUCUCAGACUCUAAUGAAAUUACCUAAUCAAGUAACUUUUAAGAAUCUUAAUGGGACUAUAUUUUGCAAUUAGGAACUACUAUUUCUAGCGCAUCCAUUAAAGGAUGCAUAUAUAUAGGGAAACUAAAGGCACAUACGUUGUUUCUACAGUGAGCCAGAAAUAGUUGUUCCCUGUUGCAAAAUAUAGUUCAAUUAUCAUAGGCUUGCAAAUGUUUACCGACCCUCCUUUUGACUCCUUCGCUGUACAGAAAUCUCUGAACCCCAGCAAAACCUACCCUUUAUUAUCCUCCGAGUCCUCAUCGCUGCAGGUUUUCAGCUAGUGGGACUUUAGCCUCAUACCAACAAUCCCUCCUCGUUUUUGAGAAAUCAUCUUAAAACAAAGGCGCCCUGAAUCAAUGCGUAAAUUAUUGAACAGAGGGAAAGCAACUCCUCGCUUUUAUCUAUCAUUAGCUGAGAAUUAAUCCAGCAUAUUUUCUACAAGAUUUGAUGAAAGCCUCUAUCAUUUAAUGGUAUCUGUUCAUUUUGCCAUGGUUCGAUAGAAAGCAGGAUAUGAUAGCAAGCAAAAUUUAGGAAAUAAAAUUGUAGAUUUCUCGUGUGGCUCCAAUUGCUCCUCUCUAUAGGGUGAUCCUAAAGUCCCGUACACCAGUACCAGGCAUCACCGGUGUAACUUCUGAGCAAAUUGAGGUAGAGACUUGAAAUAUUGUGAGUGCUUCUAGGUCAAAUAAAACGACUUUUGGGAACCCCUAGAACUUUAAAGGGACCGCUCUCAAAAAGGGGCAAGAACCCUCGGGGUUAAGGGUGUGGUAGUGGACUUUCGGAUCACCGUGUAUGGUAUGCAACUAAACUAACAUCUCAUUUGCAUGUAAUGACUCCUAAGUGUAAUUUUUCCAAUGUCAUCAUCAAGUUGUAAUGUUUCUCAGUGAAAGCCAUGAUUUUCCAUUCAGCCGAAGUUUCUUAGAUAUUAUUUUUGUGGCCUAACCCAUAAAAAAUCAAUUUUUAAUAAUAGAAUAGCCAUUUUACACAUUCAAAUCGUUGCUACGCCCAUUAUCAACUGUGCAAGAAAUGAAGAAUAGCCGUAAGAAUCAUUGUUAAGAUCAUUCUCAUGUUGUCAGUUUUUCGAUGAAAUUCUCAUUUUUUCGUUUUAUUUUGCUGUCAAUGGCAGAAGCAGCAAGUUUAAUAACAGUUCAGCUUAGAUCCAAAGAAUGAGGCAAGUAGAGAACUAAAAGAGAAAAACCCAUACCGAAAAAGCGUUGAUUUCAUAAAAAAUUCCUUUCAAUUUUUAAAGCAUGAUCAAUAAAGAAUUAUUUUCUCGUUCUUUCUUUUGUACAAGAGUCUUUCCUGUCUAUGAAGUUGAAGCGCUUUCUAGUUUUGAUUUUUUAAUAUUUAUUUCUAUGUUUUCUGAUUCCUCUACUUUCACUCUUAAAAAGUUUGGUUUGUCUUGCUCAGCGUGAAGUGAUGGUCAAGCAUCGUUAUGUUGCUUCUGCUACAAAUAAUGUUUCUCUCAAUAGCACAAGGGUUGUAAUACAUCAUAAUGGCAGAUUUAGACAAAGUGAAAUUUUGGAGAAUGAAUUAUUCCAGUUGUCGACAAAUUUAGGUCCAGAGUUUCAAGCCUAAACUCUUCGAGAGCUUGUUAAUUUGUUUCUUUGAUUUGCUGCAUUGCAUGAUUUCCUAUCAUUUAGCUGUCUCAAACUGUGUCAAUUUUAUGUCACAGAUAAUAAUAUUAAUCACAAACUGUCGAUCAGUUUGAUUUUAUCAUGCGCCCUGCAAAUAUUCUGAUGCCCUGGAAAUUGAAUGCAUUCUGAGUUUGUUGGCCCAAUUUCCUUUGAUAGACAUUUUUUAAAGAUUCCCUCUCUAGUAAUCUCUUUAGAAACGUUUUUUCCAUUGUCCAUGAACUCGAGUUUUUUCUGUUUAAAAUUUCUUGACGAAAUUUCAGGAGGUCACAGCUAGUCAAAUUAAUCCAAAUUUUCCACGAAAAAGAAUUGAUGAAUAAUUAUUUUAUUACAAACCCCAGUUUGGUCUGUAUUUGAGUUAAUUUUAAUUGAACUAGCGUUCUUAAAACUAGCAUCAGAUAGCAGUUUACUUUUGACUGUCACAAGCAGUAGAUCGAUCAACAUUUCUGUGCUUGGCGGCAGCAUCGCCUGCAGUCAAUCCCCAAUGCCUACUGGACAGCUGCAGAGCAAUCACUUACAAACGAAAAGCAAACAACUGCCCACUCAUCCAACGCAAGUUUUUUGCUGUUUUCUAGUGCUAAAAUUUCUAGGGUCUAGGAAUGUGCGAAAUCAAUUUUUUCUAUCAAGAAAUCGAAAUUUUUAUCCUUCGAAAUUAAUGAUUGAAUCCUUUCUUUCAAUGAUUUUUAUAGCUGUGAUGCAAUGUAGAUUUAACCUCUUAGUGGUCAUUGAUGAUCAUCUGCACUAAAUUGAAUACUUAACUUCAUUCAAAAUGUUGUCUUUCAAAAUUCUUUGUGGAUUUGAGGUGAAGUUCUUUCCUGUUGAAAGCCAAAUUUUCUCAAAUCCACGCAAAGUCGGCCAACUAACCUUCAUUUUAGGUUAAGAAAAACUUUCAGUAGAACAUACUAAAGAAAACCUUACCUCGUCAUAUUUACUGUAAAUCUCAUAAAUUCAAUUAUCUUCAGUUUUUUCAAGUUACUUUAAAUGACCUAAAUUUUUCUAUAAGGAGCUAUUAUUUCCAGCUCAUCUGUGAAAGCUUCUAUCUGCUUAAGGAAACUAAUGUCACUUGCCCCAUUUCUAAAAUGAGCUGAAAACAAUAUUUUGAAGGCCAACGUGUAAAACCUUGUAUCUCCAUCUUCAAAAUUUCUGCUCCUAUUUUAUUUUUUAAAAGGAAAAAAGCCAAGCUUGUAUAACUUUAUAGCUUGAAAUCAAUACAGAAUGUUCUGUAAAUAGAGAAGGAAAAUCAUGGAAGUUUUCAGAUAAUUACGUUGACAAGUUUUUCAAAGAAAAAAUUAGGUAUGACAGGAAGUCUACAACAUGGCAAAUGGAGGUAUGGGAUUUUGCACCUUGACCGUCCAUUUCCUUGUUACAAAGUGUUGUCCAAAGGGAGUUAAUAACAGUGCAGAACUUUCUCUCUGAACUGGACCGAUGAAAGCAGAUUCAUCAACAAUUAGUAGAGUGAAUGGUACGUUAUUUAGAAGUCGAUACAAAUAAAAGUAUUGUAGAUCAAUCGGUGAAGUAUCGGUGGUAUCGUCUGGUUUAAUUUAUUAAGUAUAAUUUUUUCUGUAAGCGCUUUCUCAUAGAAGUCCUCACAGUAAUCCAAAUUAUUUAUCAUUUUAUUGUGACUUUAGGUAAGAAGAUAAAUUCAGUCUCAACAAUAAAUUUAUGUUGAAGGACAAAUUCAAAAGUAGGUUAGACGUGAAUAAAUCUCUUUUCAGUGCUCUGCAUAAUGAACACUAAUCGAACAACAACUGUUGCUUCAGGAUACCACUCAUUCUUUGUUCGUUUACUCUCAAGUAUCAAAGGUUUUACUUCAUAAUUUCUUGCAAAUUUUGUCUGCCUUUCCAAGCUAUGAAAAUUCUAGCACAACUAUUUUCACGAUCAUUACUUUUUUCCUUUUCUUUUAAUUUUCUAUUUUGCCAGCAACAAUAGUAGUGAAAUUCCACCCCUUUCCUGGUUUGGGUAUCACAGAGAUUUAUUUCUUUGAGUCAUAACGACUGCUCCAUUACAUUAUUCCACAUUAAACACCCUGUAAACUGCUAAUCCCUGCUAAAAAUUAGGGCUGUGCCAUUUGUUCGGUGCUGACUUUCAUCAACUUCUUUGUGUGCGAACUUGAUCUUUAGGCAUUUCUAUGAAUAGUAUCUGAAGUGCAGAUAAGGUUAGCUGCUUUAACUUUCAAGGAAGAAAAAAGAGGUCUCCAAAAGACAAUGUCUUUUGUACUGGAAGUAUUAUUCUCUCGCGUUUGUACUGUAUCAGACUCAAAGCAGCGAUCACAGCAAAUUAAAAUGAUAAUUUUAAUCGUUCUUGUAAUGCUCCCUUAUUGACCUAAAUUGUCUGGAUGAAACCAAAUGAACAGAUUGGAAAAGCGAAGGAAAAUCAUUCAAAGAUAUCAAUUGGUGAAUCUUCAGUUUCUCAGUGUGCCUUAUCUUUAGUUCGUCGUUGAAUAAUAAUUGAAAUUUAAAUGUUGUUAAAUGUUAGUGACGAUGUAGGUCAUAUAUUAUUUACAAUAUUUUACCUAUUAUUAGCUGUACAAAUUUUUACGUUGUUGAUAUUAUUUCCAAUUUUUAUUUUUGUUUCAAAAUUUAUUUGGUAGAAAAUUUGUUGUUUGUCUUACUGCUGGAGUUUUACAUAAAAAUUGUUGGACCAAUUUUCUUGUAAUAAAUCGAUGGUUAUGUUAAUAUGGAUUUAUUUUUAUUGAUGUUUUCUGUGCUAUCUUUUUCCAUCAACCAAGAGAAGUGUCUAAUUUUUUUAGGGAAACAGUUGUACCAUGGUUUUCCUCGGAUUCAUGAAUACUUAUUCAAUUCAAUAAAAAACGGCUAUGUAUAUUUUUGUUUAUCCAAUACAUAAGUAUGCAUAUAUUUUUGUACUCCGUACUUUUCUUAUCCUUUAUGAUUGUGUAGAAAAGCAAUCUUGCAGUGUAUUUACCAAUCUGAUGUUGAAAAGUCCAUUAUUGAUGUUAUUUUAUAUUUAAUACGUAAUUAUACAGCGUUGUUUCCUUGUAUAUACUUAUACAUUUUAAUGUAGUUGACAAUCUGAUGUAAAUAAUUCAAGCCUCCCUACAUAGUAUAAAUAAAUGUUUGAAAAAUGUUA
Bemisia tabaci is the source of this 9506-nucleotide messenger RNA. RefSeq names its product Son of sevenless (gene Sos). The record is from RefSeq and is a predicted model, not a curated record. Gene Ontology annotation, biological process: Ras protein signal transduction. Gene Ontology annotation, molecular function: protein heterodimerization activity; guanyl-nucleotide exchange factor activity; structural constituent of chromatin. NCBI's taxonomy places the organism in Eukaryota, Metazoa, Arthropoda, Insecta, Hemiptera, Aleyrodidae. Gene Ontology annotation, cellular component: nucleosome; plasma membrane.